AUUGUAUUCUCGAAUCAAUCCGACGCAAGAUACGGUAGAGUACACCUUCAGGUGUGUGCUCUUGAACUUAGUCAAUAUUCGGUGUCAGUUGUAAUUUUUUUUCUUUCAUUGACUGGUGUUCCAAGCCUACUGUUCGGAGUUUUGUUUCUUUUUGGGAAUACAAUUUCUGAAGACAAAAUGGCUGUAACUUAUAAUCCGUUUACUAUGGUUAACAAUUUCCUGAACAAAUACCAAGAUCCACGAACAGCGGAUUGGAUGUUCAUGUCAAGUCCUUUUUAUACACUAGGAAUAUGUUUAUCGUACGUUUACAUAGUAAAGGUUCUUGGUCCUAAACUAAUGGAAAACAGAAAACCCUUCCAAUUAAGAAAAGUUUUGAUAGUUUAUAAUUUCCUACAAGUGAUAUUCAGUUUAUAUUUGUUCCUAGGGAUUGGCUUCAAUGGAUGGUUCACAGGGGAAUACAAUUGGAAAUGUCAACCUGUGGACUACACACAUAAACCUAGCACAAUAAUGAUGGUACACAUGUCCUGGUGGUAUUACUUCUCGAAAUUCACAGAAUUUUUUGACACCUUUUUCUUCGUUAUGAGAAAGAAGCAUGAUCAAGUUAGUACACUCCACGUGAUCCAUCAUGGUGUUAUGCCCAUGUCUGUUUGGUUUGGAGUUAAAUUCACACCAGGUGGACAUAGCACAUUCUUCGGUCUUCUGAAUACUUUUGUUCAUGUAAUUAUGUACUCUUACUAUAUGGUCAGCGCUAUAGGACCCCAUAUGCAGAAAUAUUUGUGGUGGAAGAAAUAUCUCACUACCCUUCAAAUGGUCCAGUUUGUUGGUAUAAUGGUACAUGCCUUCCAGUUACUCUUUAUUGACUGCAAUUAUCCACGUGCUUUUGUGUGGUGGAUUGGAUUACACGCAGUUAUGUUCUUCUUCCUUUUCAAGGAAUUCUACAACAAGUCCUACAAGAAUUCAAGGGCCAAAGCCGAGUCUCCCGUGAAAAAUGGAAGGCCGAAAGAAAAUGGACACAUAGAACAAAGUAAAGUAGGAAAAACUGUUAGCGAAUAUUACGUUAACGGUACUGCCGAUAUACAUCACAGGAUGAAGUCACAUUGAAAGAUAGAAAAUUGUUAUUUAUUUGAAAGUAUAUGGUCUCCUUAUACUUAGAUUGAGAUGAAACAUGAGUCAAGUACAUUGAAUUUGCUCAAUUAAUAUAAAGGUUCAGGAAUUGUCCGGGUUUUUCAAAAAUCUUAACAUAAGUGCUGAAAAUGUCCCAUUUAUAUACGUAGAAGCAUCAUCGAGGUGCAGAAGACCAUUCAUCAUCACUCGAACAAAUCACGAAUAUUAUUCAUACAAAUUCAUGUGAAAAUUUUUAUAGUAAUUUUAAGUCGGAUUAGAUCGAAAGCAGUAAUGUUAGCAGUAGUCGAUUCUUGACAAUUGACAUUCAAUAAUCGAAAAGGAAACAUCACAGUUACUUAGUCAAUCCAAUUUUAAUUGCUAAUUCUCUCUAUCAAAGUAUAGAACGAAGUUUUUUAUACAGCCUGUGAAAGAGAAUUAGCGGAAUGUGAUAAUACAUCUAUAUAUGUAGAUUGCAGCAGGAAUAGAUACUGCCAUAUAUAAUUUUUCGAUAUUUGAAAAGUAAUGACUAAAUCUUCCAUUUAAAUUAUUUAUCUCGCUAUCAUUCCAUAGGAUAAUUUUCAUUCAGCAAAGUUAUAUAUUUUACCAAUUGGAGUGAACUGUUUCACACGGGUGCUACUGUUAAAAAUUUUCUGUUUAUAUUGGUUGAUGAAUUGUUAGAAAAAAUUAGGCUUUAGAUAUGCAAUUUUACUUAAUGUUAAAUAUGAAAAUAGACAGUUAAUAUUAUUUGUUGUAAAUACUUUUAUAAAUACUAUGAAAAUAAAUUUAAUUUAAAUUUUA
Molecule: messenger RNA, 1902 nt
Organism: Harmonia axyridis
Lineage: Eukaryota; Metazoa; Arthropoda; Insecta; Coleoptera; Coccinellidae
Product: elongation of very long chain fatty acids protein AAEL008004-like
Exons: 9
Coding region: 178-1101 (307 amino acids)
Biological process (GO): fatty acid elongation, polyunsaturated fatty acid; very long-chain fatty acid biosynthetic process; fatty acid elongation, saturated fatty acid
Cellular component (GO): endoplasmic reticulum membrane
Molecular function (GO): fatty acid elongase activity
Source: RefSeq, a predicted model, not a curated record